GCACCGUUCAUUCGGUUCCGCGCGCCUUCGUGUCGUGCCGAAACGUACAGAUCGCAUCUUUUCACUUAUCUCCGGUGAACUUUGCGUUAUCCGUGACGAAAAAUCGAAGGAGAUAGGCGAGUGCGAAACGCGUUAGUUAGAGAGUGACGCGUACGAGAACGAGUCGCCGAGCGCGAAGUCGUUUUUCCUCGAUACUCCUUCAAGAAGCAGCCCGACUCGCCGAGCAGAAUGGAGGAGAGGAUGGAAGCCACGGGGAUGAUUAACGGUGCUCCCGUGCGCCAGGAAGGCAGGAAGCUAUGGCAGUAUUUAGCAUCCAUUUCCGCCUGCCUAAUGGCGGUCGGCGUCGGCACCGCCCUGGCUUGGACGUCUCCCGUUCUGCCCCAGCUAUACGAGAAGAGUUCCUGGCUGGUUAUCACUAAGGAACAAGGGUCCUGGAUCGGCUCGUUGCUGGCCCUGGGCGCGAUAGCGGGCGCCGUUCCGUCCGGACCGAUGGCCGACAAACUCGGCCGGAAGAAAACGCUUCUACUGCUGGCAGCCCCGUUUCUUCUGUCCUGGGUGAUCAUCAUAUUCGCCUCCAAACUAUGGCUGAUCUACGUGGCCAGGUUCAUAGUCGGCGCCGCCGUGGGGGCGGCCUGCGUCGUCGUACCGACUUACAUCUCCGAAAUUGCAGAAACGUCGACCCGAGGCUCCCUCGGCGCCAUGUUCCAGCUGAACAUCACGGUUGGGAUCCUGCUGGCCUUCGUACUCGGGGCCGUGAUGAACUACACGGCGUUCGCUAUAGUCUGCGCCCUCAUAGAGGUCGGCUUCUUGGCUUCUUUUAUAUGGAUGCCGGAGUCGCCUAUUUGGCUGGUGAAUCAAGGAUUGAAACCGGAAGCCACGAUAGCGAUGACAGUCCUCCGAGGAGAUGCUUACGAUCCGUCCGAGGAACUCGCGGAGGCGCAACGAGAAGCCGAGCAGGCAGCCUCGAGGAAGUCGAGCAUAUUCGACCUUGUACGAACCACGGCAUCCAGAAAGGCUUUGCUCGCUUCGUUGGGCGGCAUGUUGUUCCAGCAAUUAUCCGGCAUAAACGCGGUGAUCUUCUAUACCGUCACCAUCUUCCAGGCAUCCGGAAGCUCGAUGAAGGCGGAGGUUUCCUCUAUAAUCGUGGCGAUCGUUCAGAUGGUUAUGACGGGCGUAGCAGCUCUGAUCGUGGAUCGCGCCGGAAGGAAGCCACUGCUAAUAUUUUCGUCGAGUGUCAUGCUAGUCAGUCUCGUGGCCCUCGGUACGUACUUCAAUAUUAAGGCGAGCGGAAGUGACGUCAGUAAACUCGGCUGGCUACCGCUCACAUCUCUGACGUUAUUCAUGAUCUCCUUCUCCAUCGGAAUGGGCCCGAUACCGUGGAUGCUGAUGGGCGAAUUGUUUCCCGCGGAGACCAAGGCGGUCGCUUCCGGUAUCGCCGUGAUGCUAAACUGGUUCCUGGUGUUCUUGGUGACGAAGACCUUCCCGGCGAUGAACGAAGGGUGGGGCGCGGACGUCACCUUCUGGAUCUUCGCCGCGAUCAUGGCGGUCGGCACUGCAUUUAAUUACUUUUUCAUACCGGAAACUAAGGGAAAAACCUCCCAAGAGAUUCAAGAGGAGUUGCAAGGCAACAAGAGGACAAACACCUAAAUUGUAUUGACGAACUUUCGCUUUGUAGCGUGACUGCUGUUUUGAUAACGAUAUUUACUAGAGUAUAAAUAAUUAAAUCGUUGCUUAAUGUCGAGCUAAGCUGCAAAAAGAUCUUGGUGCAACAAAGCAGACAAACGGGCAAACAACAAAAAGAUUUUAACGGCGAUGCAUCAAGAAGUGAAUUGCUGAGAAAGUUGCUGAGAAUAAAGUUAAAUCUCAUGCAUGAUUCAUUUCUCGUACUCUCGUCCGUAAAUUACUUCAUUGGACAUAUCAUUGUUGUCCUCUAUAAAUUAUUAAUACAUAAUUUUUAUUCAUGCAAGUUUAUCGAUGACCACGCGAUGCAUAAAAAUUUCAUCAGUUGGAUAUUUGUUAAAUAUUAUUUCAUAAUGUGCAUUAUAUAUCAUAUAAAAAAAAUAAUAUUUUACGAAACUGCCUCUUAGUUAACUUUAAGACUAAGUGAUUCAUAAUCUUAAACAUUAUUACAUCAUUUUACUUUAGGACUUCAUUUCGCAAUUAAUAAUUAAAUGUGUGAUAUAUGUCGCCUCUGUUGUAUUCCAGUUACGCAUGAAGAAAUAUGUGGAUUUAGUCAAGCGAUCUUUUCAUCGUAGCACAAAAAUAAGAUUAAUUAUGACAAUAGAUGAUUAUAUUGUUGCUGAGACACCCGUUGCAAACUGAACUUGGCUCACGAGUAGCUUCAAGCCGAAGCGCGUGUCUUGACAACGGGCUGAACGGACUGUAAUAUUAUUUUAUUUAAAACAUCUCCUUGGAGAUUCGUUCUGGAGCUUCCGAACCGUUCGGACCUGUUCUCCAAUC
Temnothorax curvispinosus is the source of this 2460-nucleotide messenger RNA. RefSeq names its product facilitated trehalose transporter Tret1-like. The transcript is spliced from 5 exons. The record is from RefSeq and is a predicted model, not a curated record. Gene Ontology annotation, molecular function: sugar transmembrane transporter activity. Bases 229 to 1647 code for a protein of 472 amino acids. NCBI's taxonomy places the organism in Eukaryota, Metazoa, Arthropoda, Insecta, Hymenoptera, Formicidae. Gene Ontology annotation, cellular component: membrane. Gene Ontology annotation, biological process: transmembrane transport; carbohydrate transport.